AUGUCGGGAGAUAUUUAUGCCAAUGCAGAUAUGUCAAAGAAGGUGAGAUACAAAAGAAAUAUGCAGGAAAACAAAGAAGAGUGGGAUGAAAGGGAGGUGGUAAUAUAUGCUAUCGGAGAUGAUCACACUGAUAAUCAGUCAGCAGGAGGAGGACCAGACACUGAGAGACAUCCUCCAGCUGUCCAAAGGAAGACUUUCAGGGCUGCAGCACUCUGUCUGGCAGUGCUCUGCUUUCUGAUGAUGACUGGACUCAUCCUCUUAUCCGUAUACUUCAUUUUGCUGCAGACCAAACACGAGGUGCUACAGACUAGAUACAAACAACUGAGCAACAACAACAGUCAGCUCCAGGUGAAAGUUUCAGAGAAGUGGUGUUCUGAUGGAUGGACGACAUUUGGACGCAGUUGUUACUUCAAAUCUAAAGAGAAGAAUACUUGGGAUGGAAGCAGAGCUGACUGCAGAGAGGAGAGAGGAGCAGAUCUGGUCGUCAUAAACAACGAAGAAGAACAGAAGUUUGUCUCUGAGCUGAAUAAGGAUGGAGAGUCCUGGAUUGGUCUACGGAAUAUAGGGACAUACUCAUACUCAGAAUGGAAAUGGGUGGAUGGAUCACCGCUGAGAAAAACGUUUUGGGCAUCAGGACUGACUCGCAAUGACGAUCACCUGUACGCUGCAACAUGUUGCGAUCAACAAGGAAAAUGGAAAAAACGUAGAUAUGAUGAUUAUAAGAACGGGAUCUGUGAGAAAAUUAUUAUCUGAACUCUUUGAUGACAGAAGGGUGUCUAGUGUUGGGCCCAGCUUUGUUAAAUCAGACCAAUUAUUUAACAUUUGCUCAGCUGUAUAUUCUGUGUUGCUAAAUAACCUGGAUUACAGAGAUAUUGUUCCUCUGCCCUUCAUAGUGCACAAUCUGGUUAGAAGUCAUGUGUUACUCUGUAGUACUACAGGAUAAUUAUAAUAAAAGAUAAUAAAAACAUGGAUUAGCAGGUUGCCUUUACCUUGGUUUACUUAUAGUUUGUAAUCAGUUAGAAGUUGUUCCUGUGUUUCCUUUGAUAAACCUGCAGUCAGCUGCUAAUUUCCAGCUGCCAGAGA
Perca flavescens (yellow perch) is the source of this 1083-nucleotide messenger RNA. RefSeq names its product CD209 antigen-like protein D. Lineage: Eukaryota; Metazoa; Chordata; Actinopteri; Perciformes; Percidae. The coding region runs from base 1 to 753 and encodes 250 amino acids. The record is from RefSeq and is a predicted model, not a curated record. The transcript has 6 exons.